AUGCCCAUGACUCGCAAGAAGAAACCCAAACGUGAGAUUGAUGCAGCCAAGCACCACGCCGCUCUCGCCCAAGCAGAUGGAGGAUCCCAGUACGAGUACGACCCCACCCUGGCCAUCGAAGACUGCCGCAAAACCGGAGUCAGGCACAUGUCCGGCGUGUUUAUCUGCCAUGCCUGCCAGUACAAGCCCAACAACAACGGCAGACCACAUUCCUGGGGCUCAGGAAAGGUCUGUACUGAGUUGUAUCUUUCCAAGGACAACAAGACCUACCGAGCUGUGUUUAAUGCCCAGCAGUGCAACCAGUGCAACCGGUAUGCGCGAUUCAAAGUGAAUGAGAAAAAAUAUGUCGACAAGGUGUUGGAUACGUUUGAGCUGUGGACUGGUCGAAGAGCGGCGUAUAGAUCAGAGCUUCAUAAGAGUACGGGACCACAUGACAGUAGCCGAUGUUAUGGGUGUGUGAAGGGUAUCUGUCUUGAGUAG
Linnemannia hyalina is the source of this 480-nucleotide messenger RNA. Lineage: Eukaryota; Fungi; Mortierellomycota; Mortierellomycetes; Mortierellales; Mortierellaceae. The record is from the annotation of a GenBank genome assembly.